AUGUCGGCAAGUAACGUUUCUAAAUGUCGCCAUACCUUACUACAAAAGGAAAAACUCGCAUUGGGCUCUCCUGUGGCUAGUCGACCUUCCACUGCUGCCAAUACACGACAUUCUCCUUGCAAUGAUAAGGAAUGGAAACAGAAGGCUCUCCAGGAUCUGAUGUGCAGGUUUGGUGAUGGUCAAGAAGCAAUGACGCAUGGAGAACGUACCAACAGGAAUCUUUAUCGUUAUCUGGUCAACGCUUCACCCCCAAACCUGGACGAAAGCAAAGGAGAUAUAGACGCACGUUUCUGUACUACCCAUGAGGAUUGCAAAAAGGCUUUGACCGAAACCAAGAAUCUUAUCAUAGCCAAGGACCAGCAGAGUUAUAAAUGGACACUCGGAAAACCUCCUAUCCAGCAAUUUUUAGUACAGUGGCGUGACGAGCCAGAUCUCGAGGUUUGUGUGCAGAUCCCCAGCCGUUCCAUCGAUGAGACCUCUUACGAGAAACUCACGAUAGGAGAGCUCACUCAAAGAUUCUUAGCCGACAAGGCGUCUGAUGACCCAGUGAACGCACUGGACAUCCGGUCCCGUUCCCCAAAUAUCUAUCCAAGGAUGCUUGAACCAGACUCUUGUAGAUUUCUUCAUCUUAUCAUUGAUGCCAGCCUAAGCAUCAAAUCAGCCCAAAGAGACGCUGCAUCAACGGGUGAGGCGCGGCAGCAUAAAAACUUGUUCGAAGGCUCACUCGUAGGUCAGCGUGGGAGCAACACGGAUGUACACCUCGACGCUAAUGGCUUCGCCACUUGGAUCACACCGCAGGACGGGGAGUUUGGGUUUAUCUGGCUGACCCGUCUCACAGCGGAUGACAUGGAAGGUUGGAUUAAGGAUCGCUCAUAUGAUAAGGACAAAGUCCGGUACGUGGUUGCGAAACCAGGACAGACCAUCUUCAUUCCGCCCGGAACUCCACAUGGCGUUGUUCGCCUGGAAGACACGCUGUCCAUAACGGGCCACUUCCUGAAGUGGUCUGAUAUCGAUAGUUGGUUGAGGAUAAUGGAUUUGCAGCGCGAGCACCCGCGUAUAACCAACGAAGAUAUGACAAAGGAUAGCAUGCUGCGUUUGCUAGAGCCCGCUCUCAAUAUUAUUCAGGGCCGAAUAGAGCGCGACGACGUCGAGGAGAUGGGAGGACAGGACGAGGCUCGAGAAAUUGAAGAAAAGGCAAAGGUUUUAAUUCUCAAGAUUCAGAAAUCGAAAAAAGGAGGGAAAAAGAGGAAACGGAAGACAUGA
Fusarium poae is the source of this 1263-nucleotide messenger RNA. RefSeq lists its product as uncharacterized. The transcript has 2 exons. NCBI's taxonomy places the organism in Eukaryota, Fungi, Ascomycota, Sordariomycetes, Hypocreales, Nectriaceae. Bases 1 to 1263 code for a protein of 420 amino acids. The record is from RefSeq and is a predicted model, not a curated record.